AAUACGUGAUCAGCAACCAAGUGAGUAGGGCCUAGAAGUUAGUGAGAAUUUGUAGGCACAUUCUUGAAUAAAAAAAUAACGAUCGCGAACAAGCUACCUUUCCAGAUUCUUUUUUGCAUGUGAUGCCCUUCAAAAUUGCACUUUCUUCUUUGAUGAAUAAAGAUGAUAAAAAUGCAGACAUUUCUUGCUACAAGAGCAUGUGAAGGCCACGCUCCACGCUUGUGGAGCCACUAACCUGACUACUGGGAGAGCCGCUUCUGACGUAAAUCCUUUCCGCUUACUGUGGUCAUUGUCUGUGCAGCGCGCCUCACCUACCAUGCGCCCAGUAUCUGAGGGAUAGGCAGGCCGGCAGUUCUCAAUCAAGUAACUGUAAGCUAAGCAGCCCUCCACGCUCCAGACCACUUUUCGCUCAUCCCGUGAUCACUCUCAAGACCUACUCCUGGCAUCCAAGACUUACUCCUGGGAUCAUGUCGGUCACACUGAAGACCUCCUUGGGGGAGCUGAAGUAUAAAUAAGGACUAUAUUAGUGCUGGGGCAAAGUUUUGACAGUAUCCACUUUCAUUCUUCGAGAGGCGCGUUCUGCAGCACUUCUCUUCAACAUGCUUUGAGGGCUAUAAUAUAGCCACUCACUGCUAUAUAUGAUAUCGAUAUCCCUUUUCCUUCCUACUGAUGUUGGUCCUGAAUAUCUGCAGUCUUAAGUUGCCGCGCGGCAGCUACACCUUGCUCGGCUGCCAGAUCAUCCUGCUCCCAAAAACUUAAUCCUCUAAUAUCGUCCUCUAAUGAUCGCGGGAAAGUGCCAAAAGCAUGCAAGAACUUUCUUGCACUUUGCGCUAGCGACAACUACACGGGAAAAACCUUUCACCGGAAGAACGUCAAGCAGUUUAUAAUACAAGGCACUACCUUAAAAGUACGUCAUUGUCUAAUGUCCUCUUCAUCUACUUGUGACUUUUUUUUUUGUCUAAUGUCCUCUUAUAUGCUUGUCGCCAAAAAAGGAUGAAUCCAUUCACUCUCUCAUUACUGAAAAACAUCUUCGACAAAAGCCUCCGUAGUUCUAUGAUCACUGUAAACCAAGGCGGUGACAGUCGUUUACAUCGUCUAUGCUUUCGUAUUCAUCCACCCGUCCAUUCCCGUGACAUCUUCAGGCGGUGACACAGAAAGAGCGAAUGGGAAAGGAGGUAAGGCGUGGAGAGGUGAAGCCGGCUAUUUGGAGCACGAGAUAGGGCCCGAGUUGAAACACGACCGACGUGGGGUUGUAGCUUUCGCAGAGACAGGGAAAACGCAAAAAACUGGCUCGCAGUUCUACCUCACCUAUAAUUAUGAUAAAAAAAAGAUCACGAUCAGAUCAAGAAUUAUUAUGCCCUUUGUUGUACGUACGACAUCAAGUAAACUUUUACCCCUUAUUACUGCAGAUGCGAAACAAACGAAAACAAGCGCCUCAUAUUUACACGAAACUUUACACGAUGAUGAAGUCCUUGCAACUUCUAGACACAUCACUGCUAUGCAAUCGAAUGCAUGCGUCUUCCUCUUCCAUCCUAGCCAGAUCCCACAUCAUCUUCCAUCCCAAAUCCUCCCUUUUUCUCCCUUUUCCUUGUUCAUAAAGAGCGGCUCGGCAAUUUGGCGACGAAAAGAAAGCAAGACCGAUAAAUUAAGGCUUUUUACCUCAUAUGGAGCUUAAGUUGUAGUACUAGAAGAUGUUGUAGAUGCAAAUACGUACUUCACGAUGUGUGUGGUAGUAGUACUACACUAUGUGUGUGGUAACGGUACUACAACAAGAUGCGUGUGGUAGCAGUACUACCAGAUGUGUGUGGUACAACUAGCACAGCUGUUUUUGGGAGAGACAGUCCUUCUCAAGCUCAAGUUUAGCAGAGAUUACACAUGCUCGCGGUGAUCAUGUGCAGGCACUUAAUUCAGUCGCUUUUUAGAUUUUGUUUGAUAGAAACUAGAAGCGCUGGAUAUUGUCUUGACUUCUAAUCUGCUCUAAAAAUUCAAGGAUAUCGUUAUCGAAGCUGUGGAAAUUCACGCAAACCCUAUCGCGGAUGAAGAGGGGCACUAGAAGCGUCUGAAGGGCGCUAGAAGCGCUUGGAGGGCAUAAGCGGCGAUAUCAGGUGGAAGAGCGUCACUCUGGGAGGAAACACGACCUCGAGGCCUAUCACGCGCCACGAGAGAAGACAUGCCUACCUGUGAAAUCAUACUCGUUUCACAAGUUCCAUUCUGCUUGUCUAACUGCCGUUCAAAUUGCUACCAUUGAAGAUGCCGUGUUGAGAAACGCACCAACGAAAAACUUGAUCUUGGCUUUUACAUCUUCAACUCCCCCUCCCUUACCCGCUUCAGACUCACCCCAUGACCCAUGACUCUUGAUCUGCUCUAAGAAGCGACGUCAUUCAUCCAUGUAGAAGCCGUUUCUGCGGAUGCUAUGAAACAGACCGCGAUAAAUUACUUUUGGUGGC
This is a messenger RNA of Amoebophrya sp. A25, 2447 nucleotides long. Lineage: Eukaryota; Dinophyceae; Syndiniales; Amoebophryaceae. The record is from the annotation of a GenBank genome assembly.